Molecule: messenger RNA, 767 nt
Organism: Drosophila obscura
Lineage: Eukaryota; Metazoa; Arthropoda; Insecta; Diptera; Drosophilidae
Exons: 2
Coding region: 140-553 (137 amino acids)
Molecular function (GO): protein binding
Source: RefSeq, a predicted model, not a curated record
CCGCCCCAUUGGCUUUUCAUCAGCAGUCACACACGACACACAAAUUCCACACAGAAAUUAAUUUUAAUUCCAAAAAAAAUUCCAAAUUUUCGGCUACAAUCUGAAUUCGCAGCAAUCCAAAACUAAAACCCCAGUGGACAUGUCCUGUUUCCGUGUAUUGGACGAGGAGGAUCGCCUGAUGUUAACUUCGUGGCUCAAGGAGCACAACAUCCAACUGAAUCAUCGCACCAGAAACGAGCUGCGCGAUGCCUUUCCGGUGGCGAAAAUCUUCAAGAAAAUCCAUCCCGAAUUGGUGGAUCUGCAGGUGUACACGCCCAGGUGCAGCAUGAAGCUAAUGCUGAACAAUUGGCAGAUAUUCAACGACAGGGUCCUGCGGAAACUCAAUCUCAGUCUGUCCCUGGCGGAGCUCAAGGAGCUGGCAGUGGGGCAGGCGUGCGCCAUAGAGGCGGUGCUCUAUAAGCUGAUGACCACCGAGUUCUCCUUGAAGCGGGGAGGGGGCAGGGGCAGGCUUAAUCUCGCCAAGCAAAAUCGCCACACAGACAUCGAGCCAUAGGCAGCUCAAUGGGCGAUGUGCUCCAAGUAAUAUAUUCCCCUUGGUUCUGGCUAGUGCUGGAGCGAUGGUAAAUCUCUGUUUUAGGCAGCAAAAGAAGGACUUGAGCAUAUUCCAUGGGGAUUGUAACAGAAAGAAAUUGACAGGGCAACUUUCCUUUCAAGGCAACAGCCUGAGCAGCAGGCUCGAAUUCUAUCCACAGAAAAUUGCCAACAAA